Messenger RNA from Lichtheimia ornata, 480 nucleotides. RefSeq lists its product as uncharacterized. The coding region runs from base 1 to 480 and encodes 159 amino acids. Gene Ontology annotation, molecular function: glutathione peroxidase activity. NCBI's taxonomy places the organism in Eukaryota, Fungi, Mucoromycota, Mucoromycetes, Mucorales, Lichtheimiaceae. The transcript has 6 exons. Gene Ontology annotation, biological process: response to oxidative stress. The record is from RefSeq and is a predicted model, not a curated record.
AUGACCAACUUUUUCGAGUUUACUGUUAAAGACAUCAAGAACCAAGACUGGGAUCUCUCGACAUUGAAGAACAAUGUCGUUUUGGUUGUCAAUGUCGCGUCCAAGUGUGGCUUCACCAAGCAGUACUCUGGUUUGGAAGAGCUUUACAAGAAAUACAAGGAUCGUGGCUUUACUAUUGUUGGAUGUCCUUGCAACCAGUUUGCCGGUCAAGAACCCGGCAGCGAAGAAGAAAUCCAAAACUUCUGCAAGCUCAACUACGAUGUCAGCUUCCCCCUUACUGCCAAGCUGCAUGUGAACGGUGACAAAGAGGCUCCCUUGUACAAGUUUUUGAAGGAAUCUCAACCAGGCUUGCUCGGCAUGAAGCGUAUCAAAUGGAACUUCGAGAAAUUCUUGGUUGAUCGUGAAGGCAACGUUGUCAAGCGCUAUGGCUCCAUGACCGAUCCCUCUUCCAUUGGUCCUGAUAUCGAAAAGCUUCUGUAA